AUGGCCCCACAGAGAGCUGUGCAGCUGUCCCUGAAGAAGCCCACCUACGCUGUGUGUGUGGUGGGAAUCGAAACGUACGUGGAUGUUCACAGUGAUGUGCCCAAGGGUGCUGAGACCUUCAGGGUCUCUGGGAGCUCCGGGGUGGAGGUCUUCACGGUCUACAACACAGCACAGGUGACAGAGCCCAUAGACAAGGCCCACUGGCCCCUGGAUGCUGGCGUGGACGUGAUCAUAUCUGUGGACGCAGCCAGUAAGGCUUUAAACGAUCUCAAGGUGAACGUCUCCUACUUCGGGCAGCAGAAGGACAGUGCCUUGGGCCACAGUGUGCUCUACCUCACUGGCGCCGACAUCUCCCUCGACGUCGACACGGGCCGCACGGGCAAGGUGAAGAGGAGCCAAGGCGACAAGAAAACCUGGUGCUGGGGCCCUGAGGGCUAUGGGGCUGUCCUGCUGGUAAACUGUGACCGGGAUAGUCUCAGGUCCAGGGGGAUGGACCUCGCCAACACCCAGCUGACAUCACUGGAUGACCUGCAGGACAUGGCCCCAAUGGUGCUGAGCUGCGAUGGCCCUGAUGAGCUCUUUGACAGCCACAAGCUGGUCUUGAACGUGCCGCUUUCUGAUUCCAGGAGAGUGGGGGUCUUCUGCGCUAGGGGUGGGAAUUCUCUCUCAGACUACAGGCAGGUGCUGGGGCCCUGGCAUCUGUCCUACGAAGUGGAGCGGCAUCCGGGGGAGCGGAAGAUCAGCUUCUACGUGGAGGGGCUCACCUUUCCCGACGCUCAUUUCUUGGGGCUGGUCUCUCUCAGCGUCAGCCUGGUGGACACCAAGACCCUGCCUGAGGUGCCGCACUUCACAGACACCGUGACCUUCCGCAUGGCCCCCUGGAUCAUGACCCCCAACACCCAAAGCCCCCUGGAGCUGUAUGUGUGCAGUGUCGUGGACUCCCAUGGCUCAAAUGAGAAGUUUCUGAAAGACAUGUCUGACCUGGCGUCGAAAGCCAACUGCAAGCUGAUCGUCUGCCCUUGGAUUGAGAAUCGGAAUGACCGCUGGAUCCAGGAUGAGAUGGAGUUUGGCUACAUCGAGGCUCCUCACAAAUCCUUCCCAGUGGUCUUUGACUCCCCCCGAAACAGACGCCUGAAGUAUUUCCCUUAUAAGAGUAUCCUGGGUCCCGACUUUGGAUAUGUAACCCGGGAAAUCCCGUUCGCUGGUGUCUCUGGCCUUGACUCCUUUGGCAACCUGGACGUCAGCCCGCCCGUCACAGUGGAGGGCAAGGAGUACCCCCUGGGCCGAAUCCUCAUUGGCAGCAGCUUUCCCAAGUCUGGUGGGCAGCAAAUGGCCAAGGUGGUGCGCGACUUCCUGAAGGCCCAGCAGGUGCAGGCGCCCGUGGAGCUCUACUCUGAUUGGCUCUACGUGGGCCACGUGGACGAGUUCCUGAGCUUUGUGCCCACCUCUGACCAGAAGGGCUUCCGGCUGCUCCUGGCCAGCCCCAGUGCUUGCCUCGAACUGUUCCAAGAGAAGAAGGAGGAGGGCUACGGGGAGGCGGCCCAGUUUGAUGGGUUAAAGUACCAGGCGAAGAGAAGCAUUAAUGAGAUGCUGGAAGACAGACGUCUCAGGAAUGACAACCUCCAUGUACAGGAAUGCAUCGACUGGAACCGGGAGGUGCUGAAGCGGGAGCUGGGCCUGACGGAGCAGGACAUUGUGGACAUCCCCCAGCUCUUCUUCCUGAAGGAUUCCUAUGCAGAAGCCUUCUUCCCCGACAUGGUGAACAUGGUGGUCUUAGGCAAGUACCUGGGCAUCCCCAAACCCUUUGGGCCCAUAAUCAACGGCAGCUGCUGUCUGGAGGAGAAGGUGCGGUCCCUUUUGGAGCCCCUGGGCCUCUACUGUAUCUUCAUCGAUGACUACUUGUCCUACCACAAGCUGCUUGGAGAGAUCCACUGCGGCACCAACGUGCGCCGGAAGCCCUUUCCCUUCAAGUGGUGGCACAUGGUGCCCUGA
Molecule: messenger RNA, 1992 nt
Organism: Balaenoptera acutorostrata (minke whale)
Lineage: Eukaryota; Metazoa; Chordata; Mammalia; Artiodactyla; Balaenopteridae
Product: protein-arginine deiminase type-1
Exons: 16
Coding region: 1-1992 (663 amino acids)
Cellular component (GO): cytoplasm
Molecular function (GO): protein-arginine deiminase activity; calcium ion binding
Source: RefSeq, a predicted model, not a curated record